AUGGUCUCCCAGCAUUCCGAACCUAUCGCUAUUGUCGGGAGUGGCUGUCGCUUCCCCGGAGGAGCCUCAUCCCCUUCGGCUCUGUGGAAGUUGCUCGAGAAGCCUCGCGACGCGUGUCUUGAAAUUCCUAAGGACCGCUUCGAUACCACGGGUUUCUAUCAUCCGGAUGGGAGCCACCAUGGAACCACAAAUGUGCAACAUGCCUAUCUCCUGCAGGAGGACCUGAAGGUAUUCGACACCGCCUUCUUCAACAUCAGUCCGAACGAGGCGGAUUCGAUCGAUCCGCAACAGCGUCUCCUCAUGGAGACGGUGUACGAGGCCCUCGAGUCUGGUGGGCACACCUUGGAUGGGUUGCGUGGGUCAGACACGGCAGUGUAUGUGGGAACAAUGGGGGUGGACUACCUGGACACUCUUCUCCGCGACGUCAACACCACCCCUACCUACCUUGCUACCGGCACCAACCGCGCCAUCAUCUCAAACCGUGUCUCCUACUUCUUUGACUGGCAUGGCCCCAGUAUGACAAUCGACACGGCCUGUUCUUCAAGUUUGGUUGCAGUGCAUCAGGGUGUUCAGGCCUUACGAUCCGGUGAAUCGCGUGUGGCCGUGGCAUGCGGUACGCAAGUGAUUUUAGGGCCGGAGUUGUUCAUCUUUGAAAGCAAAAUGAAAAUGCUGUCACCCACGGGCCGUUCCCGGAUGUGGGAUGCUGAUGCCGAUGGCUAUGCUCGUGGAGAAGGCGUAGCUGCAAUCGUGUUAAAGCGCCUGAGUGAUGCCCUUGCGGAUGGGGAUCACAUUGAAUGUUUGAUCCGCGGAACAGGAGCGAACCAAGACGGAUUUUCCAACGGCAUUACCGUACCAAGCACCGAGGCACAAGCAGCGCUCAUCCGUCAAACCUACGCACGAGCCGGGCUGGAUCCGGCCAAUCCUCUGCAUCGCCCCCAGUUCUUCGAGGCUCAUGGAACGGGUACCAAAGCCGGAGACCCAAAAGAAGCUGCUGCAAUCCAUCAGAUUUUCGGUCAACGAGGCGAUGAUGAGGCGCCACUAUAUGUGGGUUCAGCAAAAACUGUCAUCGGUCAUACAGAGGGUGCCGCAGGCCUCGCGGGCCUCCUGAAAGCUUCGGGUAUUAUUCAGAAGGCGUUUAUUCCUCCCAACCUGCUCUUUAACCACCUGAAUCCUUCAAUCGAGCCGUUUUAUAAGGGCCUGCAAGUCCCCACGAGUCGGCUCCCUUGGCCUCAGCUUCCAGAAGGGGUUCCUCGACGUGUUAGUGUUAACAGCUUUGGCUUUGGUGGUAGUAAUGCCCACGCUAUUCUCGAGGAGUAUAAGCCGACAGGAAUCGAAAAGGCCUCCGCGAUUCAGGCGCAGUCUGCGCCAUUGACCCCAUUUGUUUUCUCUGCCGUUUCGGACUCGUCUCUCGCUGACCAACUUCAGGCUUAUUCCGAUUACUUGAAGGAGUGUCCCCAUAUCGAUCCACUGGAUCUGGCAUACACACUUCACGCACGCAGAAGCCGGCUACCGGUCAAGACUGCCUUCUCCGCGACCACAAUUGAGCAGCUGGUGUCUAAGAUCGAUGAUAAGCUUGUUGACUUGAAGCGAACUCCCGGCACUACUGUGGGCAUUCGGUCCAACAACAAGCAAGCGACUCCCCAUAUUCUUGGCGUAUUCACUGGGCAAGGCGCGCAGUGGGCUGCCAUGGGCGCCCAGUUGAUCCGUUCGUCAGAAUACGUACGCAGGCGCGUUCAAGACCUCCAGGAAUCGCUAGCUACUCUGCCAUCCACUGAUCGUCCGCCAUGGGACCUCCAAGAGCAGAUGCUCGCUGGAGCGGAGACUUCCCGGAUUGCUGAAGCCGCUUUGUCUCAACCCCUGUGUACCGCAGUCCAGAUCGUCCUUGUCGAUAUCCUGAAGGCCGCUGGUGUCACCUUCAAUGCGGUUGUUGGCCAUUCUUCUGGAGAAAUUGGGGCAGCAUAUGCUGCAGGCUUUUUCUCCGCCCAUGAUGCUAUUCGCAUUGCUUACUAUCGAGGGCUCUACGCUCGUCUGGCGGGCAAUUCGAGCACCGGGCAAAAAGGGUCGAUGAUGGCGGUAGGAACCUCUUUGGAAGACGCGCAAGAUCUCAUUCAACUUGGAGCCUUCAAAGGCCGACUAGCCGUCGCGGCCCAUAAUUCCUCGGCCAGUGUAACGCUUUCCGGUGAUGCUGACGCCGUGAUACUCGCCAAGAAGGUGUUCGAUGAAGAGAAGAAAUUUGCCAGACUGCUAAAGGUAGACACAGCCUAUCACUCCCCUCAUAUGUUGCCAUGUGGAGACCCAUACGUCCACGCAUUGCAAUCGUGCGGCAUCGUCGUGAAUCAAGAACGAAGCACAACUUGUUCUUGGUUCUCCAGUGUUACCCCCAAUGAGCAAGCCAUGCAACCCGAAGACAACCUCCAAGCUAUUUACUGGCGGGAUAACAUGACGAACUCAGUCCUUUUUUGCGAUGCUGUAAGAAAUGCUGUUGCAAGUGAUCCGCAGCUCUCCCUCGCCAUUGAAGUCGGACCCCAUCCUGCCCUGAAAGGCCCGGCUGUACAAAACAUCUCGGACGUUCGCCCGAGCCCUCUUCCGUACACGGGUCUAUUGAGCCGUGGAAAGGACGACGUCGAAGCCUUAUCCGACGGACUUGGUUUUAUCUGGACGCAUACUGGUGGGUCCGGUGUCGACUUGCAGUCCUUUGAGAAAGCUGUAUCCGGACGCACAUCACAGCCCAAGUUAGUGGUCGGUUUGCCAUCCUAUUGUUGGAACCACAGUCGAACACAUUGGUAUGAAUCACGCCGAUCACGGAAAAUGCUUGGGCGAAAGCAACCUUUCCAUGAGAUCCUCGGCGUCCUGUCUCCAGAUUCGACGCCGCGCGAUAUGCGUUGGACGAAUGUGCUCAAAGUAUCAGAGAUUCCAUGGCUCGACGGACAUCAGCUACAAAACCAAACGGUCUUUCCAGCAGCUGGGUACGUUGCCAUGGCAUUCGAAGCAACCAAAAUCCUUGCUUCAAACCGGCCUGUUCGGUUCCUGGAACUCGAAAACCUGAACAUUCCGCGGGCUAUCACCUUUGAUGAUGAUGGAAACACUGGGGUCGAGACACUUGUGACCCUGACAGCUAUCUCAUCCGACAACGCCGCCACGACGGCUGAUUUCUCAUGCUACUCUUCCCCGGCAUCGGCAGUCGAUCAAGAGAUGGAACUGACGGCGAGUGGGUCGGUGAGAGUUGUCUUCGGCACUUCCGACGUCGCCACUCUCUGUUCUACCCCCUUGAAUGAGUAUAACAUGGCUACAAUUGACGCUGAUACAUUCUACACCACGCUUGGCAGUCUCGGAUAUGGAUAUCACGGCACAUUCCGAGGUAUGUCAUCUCUUAAGCGACGGCUAAACAGCUCUUCUGUCAUGGUAGAGACAUACGCCUACACCGAUGCCGAUUCUUCCACCUACCUCGUUCAUCCUACCAUGCUAGACGUCGCCUUCCAAGCAUCGAUGCUUGCCUACUCUGCUCCUGAGGAUGAACGGCUCUGGUCCCUCCACGUGCCGACCUCCAUCCGGAAUAUUCGAGUUAACCCAGAGCUUUGCUCCUCGUUGCCAACAUCCGGGUCUCAUGUGCCCGUGUGCGCAUCUCUGGAUGACUCCGAAUCCUUCCGUGCGAGUAUUGACAUUUUUGCCCACGAUGGAAAGCACGCGAUGAUCCAAGUUGAGGAUCUGACCAUCAAGCCCUUUGCGCCGGCGACCGAGGCAGACGACCGUCAUCUUUUUUCACAUCUGCAAUAUGAUGUUGCAUCCCCCGACGGAGCCUCCGUCGUAGGUGGCAUCCGUCCUUCAGCGAAGGAGAUUGAGUUGGCCACCGUCUGCGAGAGAGUCUCUUAUUACUACGUCCGGAAGUGGAGAUCGGAGAUCAGUGAAGAAGAGUGGAGGAACGGUCAAGAACAUCACUUGAUGCUUCGGGACUAUGUAAACCACACGUUCGACAUGGCUUCUAACGGAAGGCAUCCUUGUGUUCAGAAAGAAUGGUCGCAAGAUACCAAGGAGGAAAUCGAAGCACUGGUCAGCAGAUUUUCGGACAACGUUGAUGUACGGCUUAUUGCGGCCGUUGGUGAAAAUAUCCCUGCUGCCGUGCGAGGAGAAACAACGAUCUUGGAGCAUAUGCUCCCAGACAACAUGCUUGAUGACUUCUAUAAGAAGGGUCUCGGCUUUCAGCGAUAUAAUUCCUUCUUGGCCGGUAUGAUGAAGCAGAUGAUCCACCGCUAUCCUCACGCCAGAAUUCUCGAGAUAGGUGCUGGAACGGGCGGAGCGACAAAGUCGGUCCUGGAAAGCAUUGGAACCUCGUUCUCUUCAUAUACGUACACUGAUGUGUCAGUGGGCUUUUUUCAACAAGCCUCGGAGCUGUUUAAGGCGUAUCGCAACCAGAUGAUAUUCCAGGUCCUUGAUAUUGAGAAGUCUCCAUCCGACCAAGGCUAUGAGCCACACUCAUAUGACAUCGUCAUCGCCUCCAAUGUUUUACAUGCCACCGCGUCGCUACAAAGGACACUAGAGCAUACGAGGCAGCUUUUGAAACCUGGCGGAUAUCUGAUGCUAUUAGAGUUGACCAACAACGGCCCGAUCCGCUUCAGCAACAUCAUGGGCGGCCUUCCUGGCUGGUGGCUCGGAGUGGACGAUGGCCGUAAAUACGCGCCUACCAUUACCCCCGGGCAAUGGCAUAGCGUCCUUCGCAACACUGGCUUUGGGGGAAUUGACGCCAUCACCCCUGAGAUCGACCGACUGUCUUGGCCAUUGUCUAUCAUGAUGUCACAGGCCGUGGAUGACCGAGUACAUUUUCUUCGACGUCCUUUACUGAAGUCUUCGUCUUCAAGCAAGAUUCAUAUUGAGAGUCUUGUCAUCAUGGGCACUGAGAACCUCGAAUGUGCUCGUAUUGCCGAAGAGUUAGAAGACCACCUCGGCGCGUUUUGUGACCACAUCACUAUUCUCAAUGGUCUUCCCACCGAGAAUGAUGCGAUUUCGGUUCCUCCGAUGAGUGCAUUCAUCAAUCUUGUUGAUAUUGCGUCUCCGAUUUUCAAAGAUAUGACGGUCGAGAGGAUGGAAGGUCUAAAGCGGCUUUACGAAUUGGCACGGCACAUACUCUGGGUUACUGUUGGUGCCCAGGGUGAGGAGCCAUACCACAUGGCAAGCAUUAGCUUCAGCCGAGCGAUGGGGCAUGAGGCAGGACAUAUUUGUCUAAAUCAUCUGGAUAUGUCGGAUCUCGAUCAUAAUGUCUCCAGGGUCAUCGCUGAGGAGCUCUUGCGACAGAGUGCCCUUGAUGAAUGGCAGUCUUCACCCAGCCAGAACCACAAGCCCUUGCUUUGGUCCAAGGAGCCGGAGACCUUUUACAAUCGUGGACAGUUUAUGCUUCCUCGACUGAUCAGCAAUCCUGAUCAAAACGCUAGAAACAACUCGGUGCGGCGUGGCAUUACCAAGGCUGUGCGUACCUCGAACUCAAACAUUGCCAUUUUACCGUCUUCGAAUUCGACUUUUUCGCUGGUUGAGCAAGCUCUACCACUGCUAGGGGAAGAAAGCCAGAAUCUGGUGAGAGUUGAAAGUUCAAGUAUGAUGGCGCUCUGUGUCGCACCAGACACGUUCCUGUUCCUGGGCAUCGGCAAGAUUAGUACCACAGGUGAAACCGUGAUCACACUUUCAUCUUCGAACUCAAAUGAGAUGGUUCCGCUCGCCAAUAUACCUGUCCAAUUUCCUCAUUCGGCUGGACAACUUCUCGUCGCUGUUGCAAGCGAGCUUCUUUCUGCCUCUCUUAUCGAGACUAUCCCCCGUGGUAGUAGCAUUGUGAUCCACUGUGGCAACAGUGAUCGCUUCUUGAUUGCUGCCAUAUCUCGAAGAGCAGCGACCAAAGGAAUCCGCUUGAGAAUAACCACCGACUCAGACAAUGGCGACGAUGCACGAGAGCCUGGCUGGCUGGGUCUGAGUGCUCGGAUGCCGAGGCAAGCUCUCCGGCAGCUUCUGCAUACGGCCAGACCUACCCAUUAUCUUGAUCUCACGGAAGGAGUUUCUGACCUGAGCCACAGUAUCACUGCAAUCCUGCCCGUGGGCCACAAGAGAAUUGAGCUGAGUGAUCUCACCCGACACGGUUCGUUACUGUCAUGCGAUGUCGAGGCACUGGCUAGUAGACUGGAGCACAGUCUUGCCAGCAUGCCCAAUACCUCCGAUGCUCGAAUUCAAGAUUUGGUUGUCCAUAUUGAUCAAAUUCGGGGCCAUCGCCAGCCUAGCAGGAUGAGUGUCGUCAAUUGGGAGACAAGUGACGAAGUCACGGUGGAAGUUCGACCUCUCGAUGCACGUCGCCUCUUCUCUUCCGACAAGACCUACAUCCUCUUUGGGCUUUCAGGCCAGAUUGGUCAGUCACUCUGCGACUGGAUGGUAUCUAACGGCGCUGGCUGCGUAUGCCUGACAAGCCGCAACCCCAAUGUCGACAAGGCCUGGCUCAAGACCUUUGAAGGGAAGAACGCGACCGUCAAAAUCUAUUCCAUGGACAUGACGGAUAAAGCCUCCUUAGAACGAGUUGUUAGCGACGUCCGGGCCACCUGCCCGCCCAUUGCUGGUGUCGCAAACGGAGCGAUGGUCCUCAAAGACACGCUCCUCUCGAAGAUGUCUGUGGAAACAAUGCGAGCUGUUCUAGGGCCAAAGAUCGAUGGUUCACGCAACCUCGAUGAGGUCUUCUACGAUGAAGCUCUUGAUUUCUUCAUUCUGUUUUCGUCAUCAGCAUGUGUUAUUGGCAACUCCGGUCAAUCAAACUAUGCCGCAGCAAACGGGUAUCUGAAUGGUCUUGCUAAGCAAAGGCGCAAGCGUGGCUUGGCUGCCUCGACUCUGGAUAUUGGCCGUGUUGCUGGUAUUGGAUACAUCGAGACGGCUGGUCAAGCUGUCCUGCAACAGUUAACACGGUUUGGCCUCAUGGCUAUCAAUGAGCCCGAGCUGCACCGAAUGUUUGCGGAAACCGUUCUAGCCGGAUAUCCCAGACUUAACGACAAAGCAAACAUCCCUGAUGCUGUCGUGACGACUGGUAUUCGGACUAUCCGCGAUGACGAAGACAUUCUGGGGCCCUGGUUUGACAACCCUCUUUUCUCUCAUUGUAUCAUCGAGUCCAGAGAUACCCAGGUAGCCCCCGAGAAUCAGGUCAAGAAAAUCUCUCUCCCUGUGGCUGAACAGCUUGCGAGGGCAUCAACCAUGGAGCAGGCCCUUGAUAUCGUGAAAGAUUGUUUCACUGCGAAGCUGCGCAUCAUUCUACAGGUUUCUGACGAGACAAUCCACCACGAUACGCCGCUGGUGGAGCUUGGGCUUGACUCGUUGGUCGCUGUCGAGGUGCGAUCGUGGUUUCUCAAGGAAUUGAAGGUAGACAUACCAGUUUUGAAAGUUGUUGGGGGUGCAUCCGUGACAGAGCUCUGCGAGCAAGCUCUCAAGAAGCUGCCUGAAGGCAUGCUCUCAGCCAUUGGAGAAACAAAGGAGACUCCUGAGCCAGCUGCUGAGCCGUCUCCACCAACACCAACCGAAACCCACGUCACCGGCCCCAGUACAGCAUCGAUUUCCAAUUCGGCUCCUGCUAGCAUUGAUUCUGAUCAUGAGGGCAACCUCACACCACCAUCCUCAGCGCAGCUGUCCUUGGCGUCAUCCUCUGAAAACCUCAGAGAACUGGCAACCCCACAGACGGUAGCCAAAACCUCGAGAAAAUUCCUCAAGAGUGAGCAGAUCUCGUUCGGACAAUCUCGGUUUUGGUUUCUGAGGCUUCUGCUCGACGAUCCGAAGACAUCGAAUGUGGCCUUCUACUACCACAUCACUGGUAAUCUACGUAUCGGGGACAUGGAGAGAGCGAUUCGUCUUGUCACUGCCAGACAUGAAGCGCUGCGGACCUGCUUCGUCGCAGAUGAGACCCAAGCUGACCGAGCCUACCAGCAUGUCAUGAGCAGCUCUCCAUUACGACUCGAAAGGAAGGAAAUCCAGUCCAUCAGCGAUGUGGCUAGUGAAUACGCCAAGCUGCAGGAACACACGUUUGAUCUGGAAAGUGGCGAUUUGAUUCGGCUUGUGCUGCUAUCGCUAUCACCAACAUCUCAUUUUCUCCUCGUCAACUACCAUCAUAUCAUAAUGGAUGGUGUGAGUUUCCAAGUCCUACUCUCUGAUCUUGAAAAGGCAUACGAAGGCGAGACUAUGGGGGCCCCUCCGCAACAAUUCCCUGCCUUCUCGGCUGCUCAGCGCGAGGCCUUCGAGACGGGAGAGAUGAACGAAGACUUGGAGUACUGGCAGAGCGUGUUUCCCAAGGGCGAGCAGCCCCCUGUUCUGCCACUUUUACCUAUGGCACGAACCAGCUCCAGGAUUGCGAUGAAGAACUUUGCCGUUCACCAAGUAAGAAGUCGAUUGGAACCGGCAUUGGCAGCACGCAUCAAGUCAGCCGCGAAGUCUCAGCGAUCCACCCCCUUCCACUUUUACUUGGCUGCAUUCAAAGCAAUGCUAUUCAGCUUCACCGACGUGCAGGACUUGACAAUUGGUAUUGCUGAUGCCAAUCGAACCGACAAUACGAUGGGCAGUAUUGGUUUCUUUUUGAAUCUUCUGGCCUUGCGAUUCCGUCGCCAGCCGAACCAAACCUUCAAAGAUGCCAUAGCUGAGGCUCGCGGUACCGCCUACGCGGCACUGGCACACUCCCGUCUCCCGUUCGAUGUGUUGCUUAAUGAGUUUCGCGUGGAUCGUUCUUCCUCGUACAGUCCUUUUUUCCAGGCUUUCUUUGACUAUCGCCAAGGCGCACAAGAAACGCAUGCUUGGGGCAAUACGCAGUUCACAUUCGAGGACAUUCAUCCGGGACGCACCUCAUACGACAUCACGCUGGACAUCACAGACAAUGCCACAGAUGCCCUGAUCAUGUUCCGGGUUCAGAAGAGUCUUUAUGAUCUCACCGCAGCUAACCUUCUCUUGGAGACCUACGUCCACUUUCUCGAUACACUCUCUACCGAUGUGUCGAUCCGGUUACAGGAUACCCCUCUCUUUGGUGAGAAACAGCUUGCGAAAGCCACCAUGAUCGGGCGCGGCUAUAACUUGGUUUCGGAUUGGCCGUUGACCCUUCCCCAUCGCAUUGACCAAGUGGCUCAGAACAAUCCAAACAAAACAGCUCUUGUCGAUGGGAUCGGCCAAGACUUGAGCUACUCCGACAUGGUCAAUCGAAUUGAGGCCAUUGCUGAGGCUUUGCAGGGCGCCGGAAUAGGGCCUGGCUCGCGGGUGUUGGUGUUCCAAACCGCCGCUUCUGACUGGGUUUGCUCCAUGCUUGCCAUCAUGCGCAUUGGAUCUAUCUAUGUCCCGCUGGACCUCCGGAAUCCUUUGUCCCGUUUAGCAUCUGUUGCAGUCAAUUGUGGCCCCGGCGCAAUUCUCGCCGAUCAUACUACUCUCGAUGAUGUACCACGCUUAGACGUGCCAUCUGCCUCAGUAAUCAACGUAUCCAGCCUUGGACACAAACCGUCAACUCCAGUUCCCAACACUGCUCAGGCAAACUCUCCGGCAGCCAUCCUCUACACGAGUGGCUCGACGGGCGUUCCCAAGGGGAUUAUCGUUACCCAUGCCGGUCUGCGCAAUGAAAUCGAAGGCUACACGAAGACGUGGGAACUCGGCGCGGAACGAACUCUGCAACAGAGCGCUUUUACUUUCAACCACUCUUCGGAUCAGAUCUACACAGGUCUGGUCAACGGGGGCACAGUUUAUCUUGUCCCAUGGAGCAAGCGUGGUGACCCGAUCGAAAUCACCAAGAUGAUGCGAGAAAAUGACAUCACCUACACCAAAGCGACCCCUUCUGAAUACUCACUGUGGAUGCAGUUUGGAGGCGACAAUCUUUGUCAAGCUACAAAGUGGAGUCGUGCUUUUGGUGGCGGGGAGCCCUUGAACAGCAUCAUCACGGAGCAAUUCGCGAAACUUGAGCUGCCGCAUCUUCGGGUGUACAACUCGUAUGGUCCUACCGAAAUCUCCAUCUCAUCCACCAAGAUGGAGGUGGAGUACCGAAACAAGGGGAAGAUGGAAGACGGUCGCAUCCCGUGCGGUUACUCGCUUCCCAACUAUCAUACGUAUGUGGUGGAUGAGCAGCUAAGGCCACUCCCAGCGGGUAUGCCUGGAGAGAUCUGCAUUGGCGGUGCAGGCGUCGCAGUUGGCUAUCUCAACAAGGAACUAACCCGCCAGCACUUCAUUACCAACCCAUUCGCGACACCCGAGGACGUCAACCAGGGAUGGACCCGAAUGUACCGCACUGGUGAUAUCGGACAUCUCCAGGACAAUGGGGCCAUGGUGUUCCACAGUCGCAUGGCAGGUGAUACGCAGAUCAAGAUCCGGGGAAUUCGGAUCGAGCUGAGCGAUAUUGAGAGCAACAUCAUUUCGACCGCGGAGGGUGCCUUGAAAGAGGCCGUUGUCACUCUGCGCGAGGGCAACCCAGAUUUCCUUGUCGCACAUGUUGUUUUCAGACAUGGGCAUGAAGUCACGGAUCAGGAAGCUUUCCUCCAGCAGCUGCUGAAUCGGCUCCCCAUCCCGCAAUACAUGAUUCCAGUCCUCGCAAUCCCACUCGAUACGCUUCCCUUGACCAAUCACUCCAAGGUUGAUCGCAAAGCUCUCAAGCACCUGUCACUACCUCAGCGAACUGGGGAAACUCCGACCAACGAAGCGCUGACGGGUACCAUGAUGCAGCUCAAACAGAUCUGGGAGGAUGUCCUUGGGAACUCGGGGUCAAGCUUUGAGAUCACCCCAUCUACCAACUUCUUCCGAGUGGGCGGUAACUCCCUACUGGUUAUCCGUCUGCAGCAAUACAUCCGCCAGGGAUUCAAUGUCGUGAUCCGCCUCGUCGAGCUCCUUGGUGCCAGUACCCUGGGUGAUAUGGCGCGCAAGAUCGAAGAAAGUAUCCAGAUUGAGCUGAUCGACUGGGAGGAGGAAACUCGUCCUCCUUCUAUUCCUGACUUUCUUCAAGAUGUUUCUGGAGCCUCUGCUGGCCAGCAAAGUCCUAAGACAAUCUUGGUGACCGGAGCAACUGGGUACAUAGCCAGAUACCUUCUCCCUCAGCUAUGUGCAAACCAGGAUAUUGAGACGAUAUAUUGCGUCGCCGUACGAGACAAGCAAUCCCGAAGCCCCGGUGACAUCUAUCGCUCUUCCAAGAUCGUGUCCUUUGCAGGUGACCUGACUGCGCCUCAGCUGGGCCUUUCCGAUGAGGACUGCCGCUUUCUCUCCAGCAAGGUCGAUACCAUCAUCCACAUGGGCGCUCUCCGUUCCUUCUGGGACAACUACCAUUCCCUCCGACCGACCAACGUUCAUCCCACCAGGGAGCUAGUCAAGCUCGCCACUCCACGCCGGAUCCCUAUCCACUACAUUUCCACAAUGGGAGUUCUCUCCGAAGCAACAGGAACCGAUGCUGUCUCCGCCGCAUCCUGUAUCCCCACGACAGACGGCACAAACGGUUACAUCGCAUCCCGCUGGGCCAGUGAGCAAAUCCUCGAACGCUCUACAACAACCCUCGGCGUUCCCUCUUCCAUUUACCGCUUCCUCCCUUCCGCACAAGUGUCCUCUCCACAGGAAGUCCUGGAUGAAUUCUCCCGCUUCGUCGACAUCUCUGGUAUCAUGCCAGACAUGAAUGGCUGGGAAGGACGAUUUGACCUCGUCCCAGCGACACAGAUUGCUAGCUGGUUAUCUGAGUCAGUCUGUGCGCAGACUCCUGGUGGUACUAAGUUCUCGCACUGCGAAAGCGAGAUCGCGAUUGACGUGGAUGUGUUGAGAGAGCACCUGGAAAAAGAGAAAGGCGGCCAAGGGCUAGAGAGAAUGGCUGGACUGAAAUGGAUCGGACGCAUCAAGACCCUUGGAUUCGGCUAUGUGUUGACAUCGCAAGAGAUCACGGUGGGAGGGACGCAUCAGUCCCGGAGGUGA
This is a messenger RNA of Aspergillus ibericus CBS 121593, 11907 nucleotides long. RefSeq lists its product as uncharacterized. Bases 1 to 11907 code for a protein of 3968 amino acids. Gene Ontology annotation, biological process: secondary metabolite biosynthetic process; fatty acid biosynthetic process. NCBI's taxonomy places the organism in Eukaryota, Fungi, Ascomycota, Eurotiomycetes, Eurotiales, Aspergillaceae. Gene Ontology annotation, molecular function: 3-oxoacyl-[acyl-carrier-protein] synthase activity; phosphopantetheine binding; fatty acid synthase activity. The record is from RefSeq and is a predicted model, not a curated record. The transcript is spliced from 8 exons.